AUGAAUGACAGUGUACUGAACAUGAUGUGCGACUGUCUGACGCGAGUGACGUAUGCAGUAGAUCACAUCAUAUUUUCAAAGGGGCACCCAAUUGAUCGCAUGCUUCUCAUUAUAGAAGGCACUGUAUUGACCUACAGCAUAACUCCUAUUCCUAGCCUUACACGUAGUGAAGAAACAACAAAAGAUUCUGGUGCUGUCCCAUCCCCAUCCACAUCAGUGGCCACCAAGAAACUUGAGGAACGUUAUGUUUAUGGAGAAGAGCUUCUGACGUGGGCAUCACCCAACAAUACUGGGAUGGACAACCUUCCUACCAGCAACGAGAAUGUGAAAUGUCAUACAAAGUUGAAGGCUUUGCUCUCUCAGCCAAGGACUUGCAUUUGGUAG
Prunus armeniaca (apricot) is the source of this 384-nucleotide messenger RNA. The record is from the annotation of a GenBank genome assembly. Lineage: Eukaryota; Viridiplantae; Streptophyta; Magnoliopsida; Rosales; Rosaceae.